AUGGAUAACUUGUACAAGAUAUGGUUCGUUGUUUUGGCAAGUCAAUGUAUGUUACUAGCCGGCCAAGAAACUGAGACUACAGUCUUUGAUGUUCAAAGUUAUGGAGCCACCGGUGAUGGAUAUAGCGACGAUACUCAGGCUUUCGAGGAUGCAUGGAAAGCUACGUGCAAUUUUUCAGAAUCUUCACCAACCAUGCAUAUUCCUGAGGGACAUGAGUUUUUGCUGCAACCAUUAACCUUCUCUGGUCCUUGCAAGUCAAACAAUAUUACCUUUCUGGUUGACGGGAAAAUAAUUGCACCCAGCGAACCUCAUGAUUGGAAAUGUGGUGGUGAUGGAGAAAGCUGUGAAGAAUGGAUUGUGUUUGAAAAUCUGGACGGCAUCAUCAUCAGUGGAGCUGGUACCAUCGCUGGUCAAGGAUCAAACUGGUGGCCUCUCUCUUGUGAUGAUGAUAAACUUGCCUGCCAUAAAAAACCAACGGCGCUUGUUAUUUCAAAAUCAAAUAACGUAAGGCUGAAUGGGUUAAGCUUUGAGGACAAUCCACAAGUGCAUAUUUCUCUUGAAGGAUCCACAGGAGUUUUUGUUUCUUAUCUCACCAUUAAAGCCCCAGGAGACAGCCCCAACACUGAUGGCAUUCAUAUCCAAUCCUCCACUAAUAUCUUCGUUUCAAAUUCUCUCAUUUCUACUGGGGAUGAUUGCAUAUCAAUUGGUUCCGGCACGUCAAAUGUUAACAUAUCGGACAUCACCUGUGGUCCGGGUCAUGGAAUAAGUAUUGGAAGUUUAAGUAAGAAUGGUGACUACGAGACAGUAGAAUACAUUUAUGUAAAAGAUAUUGUGUUUAAAGGAACAAGCAAUGGAUGUAGAAUAAAGACAUGGCAGACAUCUGCAGUGAACAUUGACAACGUAAUUUACAGCGAUGUACACGGAACAUCAAAUAAAAAAGAUGCAGUACACUUAGCCUGCAGCGAGACAACUCCAUGCACAAAUAUUAUAAUGGAUGAUAUAAAGUUAAAAUUAACUACAAAAGACAAAAAUGGUGAAAACAACGAAGCAGAAUCGUAUUGUUUGAAUGUUGAAGGAGUCACCAAUGGCAAUGUCAUCCCACAAGUAUCAUGUUUGACAGAAGUAUCGCCAUAA
Carica papaya (papaya) is the source of this 1134-nucleotide messenger RNA. Lineage: Eukaryota; Viridiplantae; Streptophyta; Magnoliopsida; Brassicales; Caricaceae. The record is from RefSeq and is a predicted model, not a curated record.